UUCUCAAGUCUCAACUAUUCUUUACUUGGUUUGCUUCAUUCAACUUCAACCUCAUUUCUUUCUUUCUUUCUCUCUCUCUCUAAAAAUUUCUCCUACCCUUACCUAUCUUUCUCUCUCUAAGAAUUGAAACUUCCUACUUUCUCUUCUUCAAAUGUCGGUCUCCUCAGCAGCCCUGCUCUUAUGCUAGGGCUGCACUCUUCAAAUCCUUCCAACUUCAAACCCUAAAAAAAUGGUCUUCAAAGGUCGCUUCUUCUCUUCUUCCAAGAAAUCCGAUUCUUCAAGUCCCGACGGAUCCAACUCCAACUCUCCUCGAUCCUUCGCUUCCAACUCCCCUGUCCGAUCCGACAAGAAAAAGUCCAAAUCCAAGGAUGAUCCUCACUCCUCCUCCUCCUCCGCCACUACUACUACCACCGCCGCCGCCGCCUGUCGGCCAGCACAAGUCAAAGAAGGAACUAAGAAGAAAGACAGCUCUAAAGGCAAAGAAACUCUGACCUCUUCGUCCAAGUCAAAGCACAACUCCACGCUGGGCUCCAAGACCAAAACGGAGGCGGUGGAGGCCGCGUCUGUGUCGCCGAUACUGGCGUCGUCGCUUGGAUUGAAUAGGAUAAAGACGCGAUCGGGGCCGUUGCCGCAAGAGAGCUUCUUCGGGUUUAGAGGCGGCGACAAGGGGUCGGCUCUUGGUGCAAGUAAUUUAUCGAGGAGUGAUGGGAAGAAGAAGAAGGAGGUGGCCGGGGCAGCAGGUCCGACUCCAACGAAGAGUAAGGCGGCGGGUUUACUAGAGAAUUGGGUUGAUAAUGGGAGCAAUUCGGAUAGUAUGUCCACUGGGAGCGCGCAGUCUAGAGACCAGAGUCCCAAUGUGUUGGCGCGUUCUAGAUUACACAAUGGGGAGUCUACUUCCGAAGCAGGGAGAUCAGAAUCAUCAUGGUGUCAAUCAGGAGGCUUAAGAAGCUCAGAUGCAUGUACACCAGAGACUGCAUAUGAUUGUGACAAUCCCAAGGAGUCUGAAUCUCCCCGUUUUCAAGCUAUACUACGUGUCACAAGUGCACCUAGAAAGAGGUUUCCUGCUGAUAUCAAAAGUUUUUCUCAUGAACUAAAUUCCAAAGGUGUUCGGCCUUUCCCAUUUUGGAAGCCUCGAGGCUUAAAUAACUUGGAGGAAGUAUUGGUCGUCAUCCGGGGAAAAUUUGACAAGGCAAAGGAAGAAGUAGACUCUGAUUUGGCUAUUUUUGCAGCAGAUCUGGUUGGAAUUCUGGAGAAAAAUGCAGAUAGUCAUCCUGAGUGGCAGGAAACUCUUGAGGAUUUGCUGGUUUUGGCUCGGAGCUGUGCUAUGACAUCUCCUGCAGAGUUUUGGCUUCAGUGUGAAGGCAUAGUCCAGGAAUUGGAUGAUAGGCGUCAAGAACUUCCACCGGGUAUGCUGAAGCAGCUUCAUACCCGAAUGCUUUUCAUUCUCACGAGGUGUACCAGAUUGUUGCAGUUCCACAAAGAAAGUGGGUUGGCCGAGGAUGAAAAUAUUUUUCAGUUUCGUCAAUCUAUAGUCCCGCAUUCUGCUGAAAAACGGAUUCCCCCAGGCAUAGGAAGAGAGUCUAAAAGUUCUAGUGCUGCAAAGGCCUCAAAGGCUGCUGCAACUAGGAAAUCUUACAGUCAGGAGCAGACGAAUUGGAAGAAAAACCAUUUUGUAUCGCCAGGAAAUUUUCUCUCUCCUCCUACAUAUGACACUUCGAAAAAUCCGGAGUCUCCCACAAGCAGGGACCGGAUGGCUUCUUGGAAGAAACUCCCAUCUCCAGUUGGGAAAAGCAUGAAAGAAGCUGCUCCUUUGAAGUUGCAGAAUGAUGUUAAGGUUGAAUCUUUGAAGGUGAGAGGGGUUUCUGAUGCAGAUUUGUCUGCUGCUAAGCCUCCUGAGCUUCCUCCUGCAAAAGAUUCUCAUGAACAUUCUUCCAAGCACCAACACAAAGUUUCUUGGGGUUACUGGGGUGAUCAACCAAAUAUUUCUGAUGAAGGUUCAAAUUCAAUAAUAUGUCGCAUUUGUGAGGAGGAGGUUCCCACUUUAAAUGUGGAAGAGCAUUCAAGAAUUUGUGCCAUUGCUGAUCGAUGUGAUCAGAUGGGUCUAAGUGUCAAUGAGCGACUUGUUAGAAUUGCUGAAACUCUUGAGAAGAUGAUUGAGUCAUUUGCACAGAAGGAUAUUCAACAUGUAGUAGAAAGUCCAGAUGUUGCAAAAGUAUCAAAUUCAAGUGUUACUGAAGAAUCUGAUCUUCUAUCUCCAAAGCUCAGUGAUUGGUCCCGUAGAGGCUCAGAGGACAUGCUUGAUUGUUUUCCUGAAGCUGAUAAUUCUAUGUUUAUGGAUGACCUGAAAGGUUUACCUUCAAUGACAUGUAAAACUCGUUUUGGUCCAAAAUCUGAUCAAGGAAUGACAACAUCAUCUGCUGGUAGCAUGACUCCUAGGUCUCCAUUAUUGACACCAAGGACCAGUCAGAUUGACUUGCUCUUGGCAGGAAAGGGUGCCUACUCUGAACACGAUGAUUUUCCACAGAUGAAUGAACUUGCCGAUAUUGCACGAUGUGUAGCAAAUACACCUCUGGAUGAUGAUCGCUCUAUGCCAUAUCUAUUAUCUUGUCUUGAAGACUUGAGGCUUGUCAUUGACCGUAGGAAGAUUGAUGCGCUUACAGUGGAGACGUUUGGGGCACGCAUUGAGAAGCUGAUUCGGGAGAAGUAUUUGCAGCUUUGUGAGAUGGUGGAAGAUGAAAAGGUUGAUAUAACCAGUACUAUAAUUGAUGAAGAUGCUCCUUUGGAGGAUGAUGUAGUCCGUAGCUUGAGAACAAGUCCUGUACAUUCAAAGGACCGUACCUCUAUAGAUGACUUUGAGAUCAUAAAACCAAUCAGUCGUGGAGCAUUUGGACGUGUUUUCUUGGCUAAAAAGAGAACAACUGGGGACCUAUUUGCAAUAAAGGUUCUUAAAAAGGCAGAUAUGAUCCGUAAGAAUGCUGUAGAAAGUAUACUAGCUGAACGUGAUAUUUUAAUUUCAGUCCGCAACCCUUUUGUGGUUCGCUUCUUCUAUUCUUUUACAUGCCGUGAAAACUUGUAUCUUGUUAUGGAGUAUUUGAAUGGAGGAGAUUUGUAUUCAUUAUUGAGAAAUUUGGGCUGCUUAGAUGAGGAUGUUGCUCGUGUAUAUAUAGCAGAAGUUGUGCUUGCUUUGGAAUAUUUACAUUCACUGCGCGUGGUUCAUCGUGAUUUAAAGCCUGAUAAUCUGUUAAUUGCACAUGAUGGUCAUAUUAAGUUGACAGAUUUUGGGCUUUCUAAGGUUGGUCUUAUCAACAGCACUGAUGACUUGUCUGGUCCAGCAGUAAGUGGGACAUCCUUACUUGCUGAAGAUGAGUCUCAGUUAGCCGAAUCCGAGCAUCAGCGAGAAAGGCGGAAAAAGCGAUCUGCUGUGGGUACACCUGAUUAUUUGGCACCAGAGAUACUUUUGGGAACAGGACAUGCUGCAACUGCUGAUUGGUGGUCUGUGGGUGUCAUAUUAUUUGAAUUGAUUGUUGGCAUUCCACCUUUUAAUGCUGAACAUCCCCAGACAAUAUUCGACAAUAUUCUUAAUCGUAAAAUACCAUGGCCCCGGGUACCAGAAGAAAUGAGCCGUGAAGCACAAGAUCUAAUUGAUCGAUUACUGACAGAAGAUCCUCAUCAGAGACUUGGAGCCAGAGGAGCAUCAGAGGUGAAACAACAUGUAUUCUUCAAAAAUAUCAACUGGGACACACUUGCAAGGCAGAAGGCUGCAUUUGUUCCCACUUCAGAGAGUGCUCUAGAUACUAGUUACUUCACUAGUCGCUAUUCAUGGAAUACUUCGGAUGACCAUGCUUAUCCAGCCAGUGAUCUGGAGGAUUCUAGUGAUGCUGACAGCUUAAGUGGCAGUAGUAGUUGCUUGAGCCAUCGCCAAGAUGAAGUGGGAGAUGAAUGUGGGGGUCUUGCUGAAUUUGAGUCAAGCUCAUCUGCCAAUUACUCUUUCAGUAAUUUCUCAUUCAAGAAUCUCUCCCAGCUUGCAUCAAUCAACUAUGAUCUGCUUUCUAAGGGUUUGAAGGACGAGCACCCUACAAAUCCGAAUGCAUAACUUAUCUUCCAGUCAAAAGCUGGCUAUUUGGCAUUAUUUGUGGAGACUAAUCAUUACAGUGUUGUUGUAUACCCUGUACAUAAAUAGAUGAAAACUUAAGAGGCUGAAACUAGUUCGGGAUGUGCUGUUUCCUUAAUGUGGUUCACAGGUCUUCUAUGUGAGGUUUUGAUUUUAGCGUUGAGCUAUUUUGUGAGUUGAGAACCGUAUUGUACCCUAAUUUGUAUGCCCCAAUGUUGGUUACAUUCUUGCCCUGUGGUGUAUUGUGAUUUCUCUCCAUAGCAAUGAGAACACAUCCCUUAUGUUCA
Messenger RNA from Quercus robur (English oak), 4398 nucleotides. RefSeq names its product probable serine/threonine protein kinase IREH1. The transcript is spliced from 18 exons. Bases 230 to 4093 code for a protein of 1287 amino acids. NCBI's taxonomy places the organism in Eukaryota, Viridiplantae, Streptophyta, Magnoliopsida, Fagales, Fagaceae. Gene Ontology annotation, biological process: intracellular signal transduction; peptidyl-serine phosphorylation. Gene Ontology annotation, molecular function: ATP binding; protein serine/threonine kinase activity. The record is from RefSeq and is a predicted model, not a curated record.